Egretta garzetta (little egret) is the source of this 3425-nucleotide messenger RNA. It is a transcript of the gene POLD3, whose product is annotated as DNA polymerase delta 3, accessory subunit. Lineage: Eukaryota; Metazoa; Chordata; Aves; Pelecaniformes; Ardeidae. The transcript has 11 exons. Gene Ontology annotation, molecular function: DNA-directed DNA polymerase activity. The record is from RefSeq and is a predicted model, not a curated record. Gene Ontology annotation, cellular component: delta DNA polymerase complex; nucleus. Gene Ontology annotation, biological process: nucleotide-excision repair, DNA gap filling; DNA replication; DNA synthesis involved in UV-damage excision repair. The coding region runs from base 52 to 1356 and encodes 434 amino acids.
UACAAAUGGCUAAGCUAUACUCUGGGAGUUCACGUCAACCAGGCUAAACAGAUGCUGUAUGAUUACGUGGAGAGGAAACGAAAGGAGAAUUCGGGAGCGCAGCUUCACGUCACCUACUUAGUAGCAGGAAACCUCAUGCAGAAUGGACAAGUUAACAGCAAAGUGAGUGAAGCUCAGAACUUGCCAUCUGCACGUAAAUGCCUAGUCAGGCUGCUGGGUUCAGCAAUGAAAUCUAAACUAGCCACGAUUGCCAGCGUGCAUGUCUACAGCAUCCAGAAAGCUUUGCUCAAGGACAGUGGGCCGCUCUACAACACAGACUACGAUAUUGUCAAAACAAACCUGCACAACUGCAGCAAGUUUAGUGCCAUUCACUGUGCCGCUGCGGUCCCCAGGACGUCGGCCGAAGUUUCUCAAGCACAGACAUCUCUGCAGGCUGGUUCCCAGACACAAAGUGACACGAAUGCUGUCAGCGUACCUGCGGUCAACGGCCAUGGUCCAUCGACCGCUAAACAGCCCUCGCAGCAGCCCAAAGGGAUCAUGGGAAUGUUUGCAGCAAAAGCAGCUUCCAAACCCCAGGACACAAAUAAAGAAACUAAAGCAGAGGCUAAGGAGGCCCCAGGUGUGUCUGCAGUAAGCAGCAAACCACCAGCAAAGGGCAACAUAAUGAACAACUUCUUUGGAAAAGCUGCCAUGAAUAAACUCAAAGUCAACUCUGUGCCUGAGCAGCCAAAGGAGGAGAAAGAAGUAGUCAAGCCUUCAGUUCCUGUAGCAGAACCAGAGUCAUCCUGUAAUGCUGUAGUAGAGAAACCUGGGAAGAAAACGGAGUCUACUAGAAUUCAACAAAAGGACAAAAAAAGUAAAAUGAAGAGGGUGGACAAGUCGGAUAGCGAGGAGGAAAGAGAACCCGAAAAUCUGAAGAAAAAGAGGAAGCGAAUUAAACAACUUGAGUCUGACAGCAGUGACGAGGAAGCAGAUGUUCCGCUGUCUCCCACACCUGAGGAAGAGAAAGCUCCAUCUCCGCCUCCUGUACCUGCUCUGAAAACCGAACUGGAGCCUGCUUCCGCGGAGGUUUCAUCUGGAGGCAAGAAGAGGAAACGGAAGCGUGUGCUGAAAUCCAAAAUGUUUAUUGAUGAAGAAGAAGGCUGCAUGGUGACUGAGAAGGUUUACGAGAGUGAAUCCUGUACGGAUAGCGAGGAUGACUUCGCCAAAUCCAGGCCACCAGCUGCACAUAAACAGCCCGCGCUGCCUCUGAAGAAAGAACCAAAGGAAGAAAGGAAGAACCUGAAGAAAGGGGCAGCUACUGCCAACAGAGCCAACAAACAGGUCUCCAUCAUAGGGUUUUUUCAGAAGAAAUGAACUGGGUCUUUCUCCUGGUCCUCUUGGGAGCGUUGCUCUUUUUGCGUGGCUUUCUGAAAGCUGCUGCGCUGGAGGAGAACGACAUGCAAUCUUCAGUUACGUAAGAUAUCUUGCUUACUGUGUAAGUAAGCCCUCUGGACUAGAUUUUGUAUCAGGGGAAAAAAAAGUUGUAUUUGUUACUGCAAUAAUUUCAGUCAUCUUUACUAAGCAGCAUGGGAAUCGGCAGCUAGAAGCGAAAUCGAGGGGAACUCUUGAAAUCUUGAAAGACUCUUAAUCUAUUCACAUGAAAUUUUAUUUUUUUAAUACAGCCUUUUCACCUGUUUGGUGCUGAAGGCCUGUUCCACGAGUGGUAGAUGGGCUAAAUUAGGAGUUGAGUUGUGGCAUUUCCCCCUCUCCCCCUCAUCUUUUUACACCCCUGGCUCUCCAGGUCGAUCUAAGCGUUCACGUUGGUUAGACGCUGUAACAUAGCAGGUCUUCAGGCAGACGCACAAAUACCAAACAUCUGCUUCAGCUUUAGCUGAAUGAAGGGAACUUAAUUUCCCCCCUAAGACCGGUAAAUAGUUUUUGCUCUGCCUUUCAUAAUUUUUUUUGGACAAAGCAGUGCGUACAAAAUUCUCUUACUCUUUUCUUCCUUGAACGUAUCCUCUGUACAUUGCUCAGAUGCCUAAUUACAGACCGGGGUGCUGUUGGUGCUCUGUCUUUGCAAAAACAUCUUGGAGGCUUCCCACACAAUUGGCUCCAGUGUAACUGGGGGAAGGCUUCGCUGUUAUUGGGAAAGCGACUGUAUCUCUAACCUUGAAGGUCAGCGAGUCAAAGGGAAGGGUGAUUAGAGGCCACUUCUGAUAACACCAGUCAGGUACCUGCUGUCGUGGUCUGUGAAGAAUUGCACGCUGCUUUUUGUGGCUUUGUAGGUUUUGGUUUGCCUGAAGGGUGUGUUUUUGUUUUUGUUUUUCAAUGGGCAUAAACCAGACAACAGGAGAGUUGUUUUCUAGGACAUCUCAUCGUCUGCCUGCUGACGGAAGUGUGUCACAGCAAAUGGUCCUGAGGAACUGGUUAUUGGGGGUUAAUAAAGCACCGCAGUCCGGUUAAUCGGAGACGAGGCGUCGCUUUGGAUGCCUCCUGGUUUUCUGGUGCUGAAUUUGGUCAAUAUGAAUUUGGUCAAUAUGUAUAAAAGGCCAGAUUUUCCAGAGGAUGAGUGCUGAGCACUUCUGAAGCUUGGCCUGGCGAGGGCUCCUAAGUGGGCAACUGAUGUCAUCAGUGGUUGUUUCUGAGUGGCGUUAGGCCAACGUACGUAUGGAUAUGUAUGUGCGUGUUGGUUUAUAAAGUGUUUGUGGUUGGCAGAAAGGUAGAUAAAGUCUGAAGAGCGUGAACCAAGGAAGAAAUGUCUUCAGGCAGCCAGCGGAAAGUAUCCCGACCUGUGGCUGGUAAAAGGGCCAACCGAGUGUAUUUACUCAAGUCGUUCUGACCAGAUCAGGUUGGUGACUCGAAAAAUUUGAACACGCACCUAAUAGUGACCAACAGUUGGCUCGAUUUGGAGUCACGUCACCCUAGGCAGCUUGCACCCUCGUUAGAUGGGAGAGGAUCCCCUUAAAACCAGCAGCGUCUCUGGAUUUGUGCCCAGGCUUGGGUCCUGGCUGGGUGGCUUCAGCCGCUCGCUGCGUGCAUCGCUGCUGUCGGGGCUGUUUGAGGGUAACCUCGUAGCUCAGCACCCUCCCCGUGCACGUUAAGAACUUAAACUCUGGGCUUUCUGAACCGGAGACGUGUAGGAAAAAUAACGGGAAGAUGGGUGAGGGAGGGCAGAAUUGGCACGGUACUCGCCAAACACAGAGCCUGCUGCACAAGCUGAAAAAGGGUUUCAUGCUCUCGUGGUGACGUGGGCAGCAGAGGUGAAAGAAUGAACAACCUUGUUCUGACUUUUUAUGAAGAAAAUUUAACUGUUCAAAAAAAAAAAAAAUAUACUGCUGUAGCGUUUCUGUUUUUCUUGGUAGAAUUGGGGGUGUAUUUUGAAAAGUAAUGAUAAGUAACAAAACCCCAUUAAAUAACAGACUUUUCUUUUGUCCUUGCUAUUU